Gadus morhua (Atlantic cod) is the source of this 5054-nucleotide messenger RNA. It is a transcript of the gene dhx38, whose product is annotated as DEAH (Asp-Glu-Ala-His) box polypeptide 38. The record is from RefSeq and is a predicted model, not a curated record. Gene Ontology annotation, molecular function: ATP binding; RNA binding; 3'-5' RNA helicase activity. Gene Ontology annotation, cellular component: intracellular anatomical structure. Bases 280 to 4068 code for a protein of 1262 amino acids. Lineage: Eukaryota; Metazoa; Chordata; Actinopteri; Gadiformes; Gadidae. The transcript has 27 exons.
UAGAGAAGAAGCGCAAAGUCGUUGAAUUCUGGGAUUGCAAUGGCAGCCGUCGUGGAUGUAAACAUAUACGUGCUCUGUGCUACCCAUUUUCUGAUGUAAUAUACUGAUUUAAUCUUAUGCUCACAUUUUAUUGGAUUUAUUUUGUAAUAUAUUGGUGACCAGCUGUCGGAAUUGGGAUCCGGUCGUUUAUGCAACUGCGUGGACCGCUAACAGGCGCUAAUCACAACAGCCGCCUGCUCAUCGGUCCUGCUAUCCGGAGUUAGCUAACCGAUAGAGAUUAUGGAUGAUGAUGUGUCGAUGCACAGGCUUGAAGGCAGUGAUGUAACGGCUCAAGUUGGCGGACUGAUCAUAAAGAAGAAGAGUGCGGCAGCCGAGCCUCAUGUUUUCCGGGCCCCCACUCCACGCACCUCUCUCCUGGGCCUGGAUCUUCUAGCAGCUCAGAAGAGAAAAGAGCGCGAGGGCAAGGAGUCAGUCGAUUCAGCCGGUGAUGACAGGACGAAUAAAAAAUCCAAGGUUACCUCCUACACAGACUGGGAAGAAGGGAAAAGUGAUUCCGGAUCUGACGAUGAAGAAGAUAACAAGGACACUGGUAUAAAGAAAGAGGGCAUUCGCAAGUAUCGCGUGACCGGCUCUGAAACACCAUCCAACCCUGGUGGUGUGAGUGAAGAGUUCCGCCAGAAACACCUGCAGAGGGAGAAAGAGAGACGUGAACAUGGAGUCCAUGCUUCCUCCAAAGAGGACAAAAACAGUGAUCAAGAACCUGAACGAGAGAGGGGCAAAGACAAACACCUGGACAGACGGAAUGAACGAGACGAGCGGGAGCGUAGCCAGAACCAUGGGAGCAGCAGUGGCCGCUCAGAACGUGGAGAGAGGAGCGAACGCUCCCAGAGAGAGGGCUGGUCUGACCGUCUCAGCCGAGGGAGUAAGAGGGACGAGCCACCCACACCCAAACAACGUCCAAGAGAUUCCUUCACACCAUCCCGGUCCAACUGGGAGGAAGACGACAGCGGUUACUCCAGCUCAAAGCACUCUUCCCAGUGGGAAUCUCCGUCUCCCGCUCCCUCCAACCGAGAAGGUUCCGACCGCUCGGAGCGUAGCCAGCGCUCUGUCAGGGACAGCGAGCGCAGGGACAGAUCGGUCAGAGGUCGUUACCCCGAUGACACACCACUGCCAACCCCCUCCUACAAGUAUAACGAGUGGGCCAACGAUAGGAAGCAUUUAGGCUCUACACCUCGUCUGUCUCAAGGAAAAGGGAAAAAAGGAGAGGGACAGGAAGGAAUCAUGUUUGACAAUGAAUCUGAAAAGGAACAGUGGGAGGAAGACCAGAAGCAAGCCGACCGAGACUGGUACAUGAUGGACGAAGGCUACGACGAGUUCCACAACCCUCUGACGGCUACCUCUGAAGAUUAUGUGAAGAAGAGGGAGCAGAUCCUCCAGAAGCAGACGCAGAAGCGAAUAUCUGCCCAGCGACGGCAGAUCAAUGAGGAUAACGAGCGCUGGGAGACAAAUCGAAUGCUGACCAGCGGGGUGGUACAGAGGCUGGAGGUGGAUGACGACUUUGAGGAAGACAACGCCGCCAAAGUUCACUUGCUUGUCCACAACCUGGUCCCCCCCUUCUUGGAUGGGAGAAUAGUGUUCACCAAGCAGCCGGAACCAGUUAUCCCUGUUAAAGACCCUACAUCUGACAUGGCCAUCAUCUCUCGUAAGGGCAGCCAGCUCGUCCGUAAACAUCGUGAGCAGAAGGAACGCAAGAAGGCGCAGCAUAAGCACUGGGAGCUGGCUGGAACCAAGCUGGGAGACAUCAUGGGCGUCAAGAAGACUGAGGAGAGUGAUGGGACUCCAGCAGACAAGCCAGUAGGCGAGGACGGCAAGGUAGACUACAGAACCGAGCAGAAAUUUGCAGAUCACAUGAAAGACAAAAGCGAGGCGAGCAGUAAUUUUGCCAAGAAUAAGACCCUGUUGGAGCAAAGGCAGUACCUGCCCAUCUUUGCUUGCAGACAACAACUUCUAAAUAUCAUCAGGGACAACAGCAUUGUGAUCGUGGUUGGGGAGACGGGGAGUGGCAAGACCACGCAACUGACCCAGUAUCUGCACGAGGACGGCUACACCAGCUACGGUAUGGUAGGCUGCACCCAGCCUCGCAGGGUGGCCGCCAUGAGCGUGGCCAAGAGAGUCAGCGAGGAGACAUCCAGCAACCUAGGAGCGGAGGUGGGCUAUGCGAUCCGCUUCGAGGACUGCACGUCCGAGAAGACGGUGAUCAAGUACAUGACGGACGGCAUCCUGCUGAGGGAGUCUCUGAGGGAGUCGGACCUGGACCACUACAGCGCCGUCAUCAUGGACGAGGCCCACGAGCGCUCCCUCAACACCGACGUGCUCUUUGGCCUGCUCCGCGAGGUGGUUGCGAGGCGGUCAGACUUGAAGCUCAUCGUCACCUCUGCAACCAUGGACUCCGAUAAAUUUGCAGCAUUCUUCGGCAACGUUCCCAUUUUCCACAUUCCGGGUAGAACCUUUCCAGUGGACGUCCUGUUCAGCAAGACUCCUCAAGAGGACUAUGUUGAGGCAGCGGUGAAACAAGCCCUGCAGGUCCACCUAAGUGGGAUGGUGGGCGACAUCCUCAUCUUCAUGCCUGGUCAGGAGGACAUUGAGGUGACGUCGGACCAGAUCCUGGAGCGUCUGGAGGCCCUGGACAGUGCUCCUGCCCUGGCCGUGCUGCCCAUCUAUUCCCAGCUGCCCUCAGACCUCCAAGCCAAGAUCUUCCAGAAGGCUCCGGAUGGGGUGAGAAAGUGCAUCGUUGCCACCAACAUUGCUGAGACCUCGCUGACCGUGGAUGGCAUCAUGUUCGUGGUGGACGCAGGCUACUGUAAACUCAAGGUGUUCAACCCACGCAUUGGAAUGGAUGCCCUGCAGGUGUACCCCAUUAGCCAGGCUAACGCUAACCAGCGUUCGGGUCGUGCUGGCAGGACCGGGCCCGGGCAGUGCUAUAGGCUGUACACGCAGAGCGCCUAUAAGAACGAGAUGCUGACCACCACCAUACCUGAGAUCCAGAGGACCAACCUGGCCAACGUGGUGCUGCUGCUCAAGUCCCUGGGCGUGCAGGACCUGCUGCUCUUCCACUUCAUGGACCCACCCCCAGAGGACAACAUGCUGAACUCCAUGUACCAGCUGUGGAUCCUGGGCGCCCUGGACAACACAGGUGGCCUGACUCCGACGGGUCGUCUGAUGGUGGAGUUUCCCCUGGACCCGGCGCUGUCCAAGAUGCUGAUCGUGUCCUGCGACAUGGGCUGCAGUGCAGACAUCCUCAUCAUCGUCUCCAUGCUGUCGGUGCCCGCCAUUUUCUACAGACCCAAGGGUCGCGAGGAGGAGAGCGACCAGGUCAGGGAGAAGUUUGCGGUGCCCGAGAGCGAUCACCUCACCUACCUCAACGUGUACACGCAGUGGAAGAACAACAACUACUCCAGCGUCUGGUGCAACGAUCACUUCAUCCACACCAAGGCAAUGCGCAAGGUGCGUGAGGUACGCUCUCAGCUGAAGGACAUCAUGGUGCAGCAGAAGAUGAACCUCAUGUCCUGCGGCUCCGACUGGGACAUCAUCAGGAAGUGCAUCUGCGCUGCCUACUUCCAUCAGGCGGCCAAGCUCAAGGGUAUCGGAGAGUAUGUCAACGUGAGGACCGGCAUGCCGUGCCACCUCCACCCCACCAGCUCUCUGUUUGGGAUGGGCUACACACCAGACUACAUCACCUACCACGAGCUGGUCAUGACCACCAAGGAGUACAUGCAGUGUGUGACCGCGGUGGACGGGGAGUGGCUGGCGGAGCUGGGGCCCAUGUUCUACAGCAUCAAACACGCCGGGAAGAGCCGUGGGGAGAACCGUCGGCGGGCCAAGGAGGAGAUCACCAUCAUGGAGGAGGAGAUGUCGAUGGCUGAGGAGCAGCUCCGCUCGCGCCGGGAGGAGCAGGAGAAGAAGAGCACCAACACCGGCAGCGUUCGGUCGGUGAAAAUCCUCACCCCAGGACGAAAAGAAGAGGCACCCAUGACGCCCAGACGCACGCCGGCGCGCUUCGGUCUGUAAAGGGAAAAAAGCGACAGGCACACCUCGCUUCAUUACGGACACCACUGCAGUUCCAUUAGAGGCCACUAGAGGGAGAACUUGUAUAAGGUUCCCCGGGUCUACCUGCCGUUGAGCUCCAUCAAAAUGCAUCAACCGUCAGCCAUGUCAGUGACAGAAUACAAUGCAAUUUUUUUUUUUAACAGCUCUGAUUGCUUAUAAAGGAUUAAAAGAAGAAUUAUGUUUUUAUCCACAAUUCAAUAUCUUAGAGUACCUUGCAAUGACCAUUUUGCAAAUGAUCCAAUUUCAUUGUUGUAAUUUGCGUCUUUGUGUCCCUGUGAUUGCUGGUCUUGUGGCUACUUCUGCAGCUUUCCUCUCACACUCAAGAGAUCAAUCUCCCAUACUGCAUCAUUGGGCCGACCCCACUCUACUGUGUUGUGUGUUGUGGGCUGAACAGCAUGUGUGUGUGUGUGUGUCAUUAUGAAGUGCUCCUCAACCAACUGAAGCACUAUUCAAACCGUACUCGGAGCAUGAGUGUCUUCAGAAUAGUUAUUGUAAGACAACCCCCCAACCCCUAUACAAACACAAAAGCAUACAAAAUUGAUCUUUCUCGGUCUCUCUAUUAACCUUGCCUCAGCAUUGUAACACCCACCUUGAUCAAUACAUGUUGGAUUAAACUUGUAAUUUUUCAAUUUAAAUACUUUUGUGUUGGUAAUGUAAGCUGCCUCAUCAGUGUUCUCUUCACUGUUCAUUUGUGAAUGAAUCUUAUUUUUAUUUAAUGACAAUUGGCAAGUUUGUGUUGGUACGGUAUGGGUGCCUAUUGUAGACCAUCAAAAAGUUAGUGUUUUUCAUUAUCGCCAUCUAUGCGCUGGACAUGUUAUUUUUUGGGAGGGUGUAGGGGGGGUUGCCAUGUUCUGUGCUUAUGUGUCUUACAGUAGUGGUCAGUCAAUUCAAUAUGAUUUGUAUUGCAACUUCUUUUUAAAGUAAUAAACACUAUUUUUGCUAGUGUU